AUAGUUUAGUUCCCGUCUCUCAUCUGUUCCUCCAUGUUUUCUUUCCCCACCAGUUGGGUGCGAUCCCUUCUGAGGAAGAAAGUGUCCAUCGAAGACCUCCCGGAGGAUCUCCUCCUCGAUAUCCUCUCUCUGGUCCCAAGGAAUGACUUGGUCUUCAGCUGCCGCCGAGUUUGCUCUCGGUGGAGGGAUCUGGUGGAUCUCCCCGUCCUUUGGAAGCGCAAAUGCCGGCGGAUGGGAUUCCACCUGGAGGGGUCGAAUAGUGGUCUCCGGGACUGGAGGGCCUUCUGCUUCCAUCACAGCCUGAGGAACCUGGUCAAGAACCCCUGUGGAGAAGAAUUCCUGGAUUUCUGGGAAGCAAACCAGCCAUAUUGGGAGGUCUCCGAGGACGUUCUGUCGGGAAGAUGUGUCCAGUUCUAUGAGAGAUGCCUGAGGAUUCCUCGUCCACCACAAGAGAUCCAGAGGUGCUUUGUUUUCAGUAGUUCGGAUGGGAGCGGGACCAAGCGGCAGCGGAUUACUUUGCGGGAAGAAGGCUACUCAAACCGGCUGAUGGACGAAUGCAGGCCCAAAAUCAUUGUGAAAGAUUGGCAAUAUUACAGCUGGAGGUCUGGUAGCCAACUCCACGUGAAGCUGCUGUCGGCUGGAUUGGAGGUCCUCCAAGAAUGCCGCCUAUUCAGUUCUAAUAGUGAUGACUGGUGGAAUGAGCUUUCCCACACUUUCGAGGGUUAUCCUACCGGCAUCCGUCACAUUGAUCUGGAGCAUGAAGUGGAAGCAAGGACUUUUGUCAAAAUCACCGGCACCAGUGUCACCAUUGAUCGCGAAGAGACCCAAAAGGAAGCUGCUGCCACCACCACCACCACCGCCGCCACCACCGCCGCCACCACCGCCACCACCGCUGCCACCACCUUCACCACCCUGACCUUGGCCACCACACCCUUUUUUUCAACCCAAAAAAGGUCCCCCCCGCUUCCCUGCCGUUUGUUCAAUAAGAAUCUCUUGGUCCGCCCCCUCCCCGUGGCUUACAAAUCACGAUUUGGAAGCGCCUCUGGGAUGUUUGUGAGGAUGGCCAACGUCGGCGACUUGCCGGAAGACGUUUUGAUCGAGAUCCUGAUCCGGAUCCCGGCGAGGGAAUUAAUCCGGAAUUGCCGCCUGGUUUGUCUGCUUUGGCGGGACUUGGUCGACCUGCCGAGUCUUUGGAAGCGCAAAUGCCAACGGGGCGGGUAUCGCGCCAGGAACCCGGACAAACCCCCUCCGGAUUGGAAGAUCCACUACUUCCUGUGUAGCUUGGAGCGGAACCUGAUCAAGAACCCGUGCGCUGAAGACGGUUUUAGUUGCUGGAGGAAAGACGAGAAUGGCGGUGACGAAUGGAAAAUCGAGGCCCUCCCCGGGGAUCACGGACACGGAUUCCCUCACCCGCAUGUUCAGAAGUACUUCGUCACAUCCUUCGACUCCUGCAUCAAGAGCCAGAUGAUCACCUUGAAGAAAGAAGGUUACUGGGAUCAGUUGAUGGACCAAGUCAAGCCGGACAUCGUGGUCGAGGACUGGUUCGCCGCCCGCUACGACUGCGGAUGCCGCUACCAGCUCUGCGUCCAGCUUCUCUCCGCCGACUACAUCGUCUUGCAAGAGUUCUGCCCGGAAGACGUCGUCAUUGAGCAAUGGAGCGACGCCGAGUGGCGGCAGGCCUCGCACACAUUCCACGACUACCCCCCCGGCGUGCGCCACGUGCUCUUCCGCCACGGAGGCUGCGAUACGCAGUUCUGGGCCGGGUGGUACGGGGUCCGCGUCACCAACUCCCGCCUCUCCAUCGGCCCCGAAGUGGCCCCGUGAUCCCCCCAUGCCUUGCUCGUAUCUCUAUCCAAAACGGUGUGUUUCCCCCCUUUUCACACUCCUGGUGCAAUCCGUGAUAGGUCCUUCUUUGAGGAAUCAAAACAGACGGGAAAGGCACCAAUGGAAAGAACGGAAAGCUUUGGAGACUUAUGUAAUAUCAAUAAACCGAUGUAUUGAUCGCUACCGAUGCAAACUAAGUCACAUAUAAGUAGGAUUUAAGGCUCGAAACCCCAUAGGGAAAAACAACAACAACAGCAUCAUCCUGGGUUUGAAUCGUGUCCUAGCUGGUUCCGAUUACGAGCACUUUCCGAAAAUUACGAAGGGAUGCUCGUCGCGUGACUUGAUCGGGUCCCCUUCUGAGCCUGAUGUAUUGAUCGCCACCAAUACUAACAAAGUCACACAUAUAUAGAAUUCAAGGUUCGAAAUCCCAUAGGGAAAAACAACAACAACAACAACUUGGUUUUGAAUCCUCGCUGAUUCAGAUUACGAGCACUUUCCGAAAAUUACGAAGGCAUGCUCGUCCUGCGGCUCGAUCAGGUCCCUUUCUGAACCCGAUGUACUGAUCGCCACCAAUGCAAACAAAGUCACAUAUAUAUUGGAAUCAAGGUUCGAAACCCUAUAAGGAAAAACAACAACAACAACAUCUUGGUUUUGAAUCCUCGCUGAUUCCGAUUACGAGCACUUUCCGAAAAUUACGAAGAGAUGCUCGUCGCAUGACUCGAUCGGGUCCCUUUCUGAGCCUGAUGUAUUGAUCGCCACCAAUGCAAACAAAGUCACAUAUAUAUUGGAUUCAAGGCUCAAAAUCCCAUAGGGAAAAACAACAACAACAACAUCCUGGUUUUGAAUCCUCGCUGAUUCCGAUUACGAGCACUUUCUGAAAAUUACGAAGGGAUGCUCGUCAUGCGGCUCGAUCAGGUCCCUUUCUGAGCCCGAUGUAUUGAUCGCCACCAAUGCAAACAAAGUCACAUAUAUAUUGGAUUCAAGGCUCAAAACCCCAUAAGAAAAAAUAACAACAACAGCAGAAUCCUGGGUUUGAAUUGUAUCCUCGAUGUUUCCGAUUACGAGCACUUUCUGAAAAUUACGAAGGGAUGCUCGUGGUUCCGAUUACGAGCACUUUCCGAAAAUUACGAAGAGAUGAUCGUCGUGCGACUCGAUUGGGUCCCUUUCUGAGCCAGAUGUAUUGAUCGCCACCAAUGCAAACAAAGUCACAUAUAUAUUGGAUUCAAGCUUCGAAACCCCGUAAGAAAAAAUAACAACAACAACAUCUUGGUUUUGAAUCCUCGCUGUUUCCAAUUACAAGCACUUUCCGAAAAUUACGAAGGGAUGCUCGUCAUGCGGCUCAAUCAGGUCCCUUUCUGAGCCCUCUCUUCGACGUACAGCUGCAUCUAUUUGGAGGAAACAAUAUGGGAAAUCAACUCCAAAGUAAGGGACACCACUCGAGAUCUGGUACUUAGUCAACUAUAAGUUGUAUGGAGAUGCCAGGAUGCAACGGCUCACCUUCAACAGGUCCGACGUCAUGGUCUUCAAUGGGAUCAGGCGCGGGUCGCGCAUGUGGACGUCCUGCUCGUCGGCCAGGAUCCAAGGGAAAUCCUUUAUGGGUCCAAAUAACAGACAUCAAGGGAUCAAACGGGAACCCUAAAGGCCAUCUAGACCACCCUCUCCUCUGUGUGUGUGUGUGUUUCCGCAAUAUAUACAUUUCUGGCCAUGCGAUCGUUCGUUUGUAGGAGUCGACAUUAAUACAUUAUAUCGAGUUUCUAAUCCUGGAAUUAAUAAAAUGUUGUUUUCUCACCUUGA
Molecule: messenger RNA, 3618 nt
Organism: Anolis sagrei ordinatus
Lineage: Eukaryota; Metazoa; Chordata; Lepidosauria; Squamata; Anolidae
Source: RefSeq, a predicted model, not a curated record